GGGUGGUGUGAUAAACGGCCCAAUCAUCUGAACCAAGAAGUCCUGGACUUACUCCUAUAACUCUGUGAUCUCCAGCUCCUACCAUUUAGCUGGUACAGAUGGCAUUGUUCCAGGACAUCUCCUUGACCCCAGAGCUACUACUGGCCACUGCCAUCUUCUGUAUAGUAUUUUAUGUGGUCAAGGCUUUAAGAACCCGGGUCCCCAAAGGUCUGAAGAGUCCACCUGGACCCUGGGGCUGGCCCAUCAUUGGGCAUAUGCUGACCCUGGGGAAGAACCCACACCUGUCUCUGACCAAGCUGAGCAAGCAGUAUGGGGACGUGCUGCAGAUCCGCAUUGGCUCCACGCCUGUGGUGGUGCUGAGUGGCCUGGACACCAUCCGGCAGGCCCUGGUGAAGAAGGGGGAUGACUUCAAGGGCCGACCAGACCUCUACAGUUUCACAUUUAUCAGUGAUGGCCAGAGCUUGACCUUUAACCAAGACACUGGACCGGUGUGGGUUGCCCGCCGCCGCCUAGCCAUGGAUGCUCUGAAGAGUUUCUCCAUAGCCUCAGACCCGAACUUAUUGUCCUCUUGUUACUUAGAGGAGCAUGUGAGCAAAGAGGCUAACCAUCUAGUCAGCAAGUUCCAGAAGCAGAUGGAAGAAGUUGGGCACUUCGAACCAGUCAACUUAGUGGUGGAAUCAGUGGCUAAUGUCAUUGGAGCCAUGUGCUUUGGGAAGAACUUCCCCCGGAAGAGCAAAGAGAUGAUGAGCCUCGUGAAGAACAGCAACGACUUUGCAGAGAAUGUCUCAUCAGGGAAUGCUGUGGACUUCUUUCCCGUCCUGCGCUACCUGCCCAACCCAGCCCUCAAGAGGUUUAAGAACUUCAAUAAUAAAUUUGUGCUGUUCCUACAGAAGACCGUCCAGGAACACUACCAAGACUUCAACAAGAACAAUAUCCAGGACAUCACAGGUGCCCUGUUCAUGCACACUGAGAACUCCAAAGACAACAGUGUCCAAAUCCCCCAGGAGAAGAUUGUCAACAUUGUCAAUGACCUCUUUGGAGCUGGAUUUGACACAGUCACAACAGCCAUCUCCUGGAGCCUUUUGCUCCUUGUGACACGGCCCAAUGUGCAGAGGAAGAUCCACAGGGAGUUGGACACAGUGAUUGGCAGGGAUCGGCAACCACGGCUUUCUGACAGACCUCAGCUGCCCUAUCUGGAGGCCUUCAUCCUGGAGACCUUCCGAUACACAUCCUUUCUCCCCUUCACUGUUCCCCACAGCACAACAAGGGACACCUCACUGAAUGGCUUCCACAUUCCUAAGGAGCGCUGUAUCUUCAUAAACCAGUGGCAGGUCAACCAUGACGAGAAGCAGUGGGAAGACCCCUUUGAGUUCCGUCCAGAGCGGUUUCUUACUGAUGACAGCACAGCCAUCAACAAGACUCUGAGUGAAAAGGUCAUGAUUUUUGGCCUGGGAAAGCGUCGGUGCAUUGGAGAGACCCCGGCCAAGUGGGAAGUCUUCCUCUUCUUAGCCAUCCUGCUGCAUCAGCUGGAGUUCAGCGUGCCACCAGGCCUCAAGGUGGACCUGACACCAACCUACGGGCUGACCAUGAAGCCUCCGAUCUGCAAACACCUUCAGGCGUGGCCACGCUUUUCCAAGUGAAGAUGGCCAAGACGGGAAGAGGCAGCCAUGGGGCUGUCACCUUUGUUUUUUCCUUCCUUUCUAUAUGACAGCUUUUUUGGAGUACAAAUCUUUCACCAUUUAAUUCACUUCCAAUCAAUUUUAGAAUAUUGUCUGUCAUAAUCCCCAUACCUAUACCCAUUAAGAUUCUUGACUAUUCCCUCCUAACCUGUCUCCCUUGCCCCUCCAGAUGCCAAUCCAGCUUUUGACAAGUAGAUUUGCCUACUGUCGCCAUUUCACACAAACCCCAUGAUGUGUGGUCUGUGACUGGCUCUUUUCACUUCACACAGUUCUUUCAAAGUUCACUCGUUGUGGUCUGUAGGGUAAUAAACCUCGGUUGCUUGAGCCUGCGACUCCAAGCAGCCCUCAUUCUGUUUCCUCAUA
Microtus ochrogaster (prairie vole) is the source of this 2042-nucleotide messenger RNA. The record is from RefSeq and is a predicted model, not a curated record. Lineage: Eukaryota; Metazoa; Chordata; Mammalia; Rodentia; Cricetidae.